AUGCGGCAGCACGAGCGAUCUGCGCCCGGUCCCGGCUCUCCCGGGCUUGGGCGGCCGGGACAGGCGCACCCGAGACAAGCCGGGCACGCCGUGGACGAGGAUCCGAGGCGCUACGACCUCUCGGCGGAGGAGGACGAACUCUCGGACGAUGAAAGCUCUUCCAUCCCCCAGCCAAAACGGCGAGGAGAGGGAUCCGCCCGCAAGGCGUCUGCCGCAACGCCAAAGGAGCGGGCUGGGCCGUCGGCCACCGGCAAGGGAAAGGCGAUCAGCGCCGAACAGUCGCCCCAUCUUUCACCCCAAGAGGGCGGAACGCCGUCGUUCAGGUUCCACCCCAGCUCAUCGCCGGUCCGAGGGCUUUCGGCGGCUCGCGCCGACAGGCUCAGUGGCCCAUCGAGGGGCUCGAUGCAGAUCCAUAUUUCGGAUGAUCGCUCGCAAAGCACCGCGCCACUCGACACGGACCGUCACUCGCCGCUUGCUCCUUCUUCCAGCCACGCGCAGGCAUCGCCGACCUCUGCACCCGUCUCGGCAAGACCGGGAUUCAAUCGAGAGAGCCCUCGCGGCCCCCCCUCGGGCACGAGGGGUACGAUGGCCUCCGAGGAAGCACAGAGGCCCAGCGCAGCCCACGAGCCUGGUGCAGCCCACGAGCGUGGUGCACGCGCGGCCGACAUGCCCAGUCCUCCGCCGUCAUGCGCCCCUCACCACCAGAUGGGGCCGCCGUUGCCUCGUCACUCAGAGAUGGCGUCGCGCGAUCGAGCCGACAACGGCCUACCAAAUCGUCCUACCUGCGCAGGCGACAGGCUCGCGCCUCUCCAGGCUCGCGAUGAUCUUACCCCGGAAGAAGUCGACAUCUUCUUGGACCUCAUCAUCAAGCAUCAGCCGGCGACGCUGUCGCCCGAGAACAUGACCAGAAGCGUCAAUGCUCUCUACGAUGACUGGCUGGCCAUGUGUGCGACUAACAGCAUCGUGGCCAAGCCGAAAAAGGCGCUGAUGGAUGAGUACGACAAGAUCUACAAGGGCCGCUACGGUCCUGCUGCCGCCUCGCGCGCACGAUGGAUCGCAGAAGAGAGCGCCCGCACGUCGACGCGUCCUUCGCGCCCAUCGGUCGACUCUGUCGAAGGACGGCAGCGCUCAGAGAGCCCUGCCACCGCCAGCAACAUGGUCGAUCGCGGUUCGCGACAGCCCCGCUCACCGCAGCGGUCCGAUGCAGGGUCAAACAUCGGUCAACCUUCAUCGUCGGCGGAUGCGGUGGCGGGCAGCGGGUCGCGCGAAAGCGAUACCGAGGCGCGAAAGCGUAAAAACGGCGAGGAUGGCCCGCAGGAGGGUCCGGACCGCUCGCAGCGUCGGAAACUCAACGGUCAAGCAGGAGGUCCCGGCGAAACCUCCAGCAGCGCGACGAGCGGGAUUGCCAAGGUUGGGCGGAACGGUCUGGCGGUCCUGCCACCGGGCUUGUUCGAUAUCCUUCGCAAUACGCUCAAGGACGACAUCCUUGGCAACAUUGUGCCGGUCAUCCGCUCCGACCUGGCAGAGCAGUCGAGGGACAUUGUCAUGCAGAACCAGGAGAUCAUGACGCGGCUGCGCGGCCUCGAGGAGCUGACGAGGGCCCAGGACGUCUGCAUCCGACGGUUGCUGGCGCGCGAUCAGGCGGAGUGGGCGGUGCAGGCCGAGGCGCCGUCGCCGUGGCAGGCCAAGAAGGGUCUGCGCGGCAUGGAUGGUGAGAUGGUCGCCGACGGUGGCUACCGAUCCUACGAGCCGGGCCCUCCGGGUCCGUCUCCGUCGCAGCGGAUCCCCUCGGGAAGCACCGUGUGGCCGUCGAGCGGCUCGCCGACGCUGGCGUCCAGGAGGCGCAGCGACUACCACAUGGACGACCCGCGUCUUGCUGGCGGCAUGCCUCCCCACUACCGCCCGCAUGGCAGCUACGACUCGAGGCCUGGUCGGCUGGAUGACCCGAUCGCGGCCAACGGACGAAUCAGCCCGUCCUCGCGCAGCGCCGUGCAUCCCUUUGCCGGCGAUCGGAUCGAGGGCGAGGACCGCGACUCGAUGCGCGCGGUUCCCGGCCCGGGCUCCUACCGCGACUAUCCGCCGCCUCCGCACGCGCACGCGCACCGUGAGCGGCACCGGCAUUCGCUGUCGGUCGACGACUGGAGGUCGCCUGCUGGCCUCGCCAUUGUCGGUGCAGAGCAGGCGGGCCACCCUGGCGCGCAAAAGUAUUCCUACGGCUCGCCGCACGCAGUCGAAGGCCCGGCCGGUGCCCCGCCGUACCGCAACGGCCCCGCCUCGAGCUUCCCGCGCGGUCAGCGGGGCAUGCGCCCGUCUCCUCCGCCUCUCUCUGCACCGCCGCCGCCUCAGCCUGCAUCCUCGACAGCCGCCGCGAUGGCCGGCGGAGGCGCAGUCUACGAUGGUCGAGCGACGCGACCUCUGGAGCACCACCCAUUCGGCCGCAACGAGCUGCACCGAGAGGCUGCCUCGUUCGGCAUCGACUCGCGACCGAUGGCGGCUAGGCCGCCGUCUGGAUUUGGCGCUGGUUCGCCCCGUCACCGCUAA
Molecule: messenger RNA, 2541 nt
Organism: Pseudozyma flocculosa PF-1
Lineage: Eukaryota; Fungi; Basidiomycota; Ustilaginomycetes; Ustilaginales; Ustilaginaceae
Exons: 3
Coding region: 1-2541 (846 amino acids)
Source: RefSeq, a predicted model, not a curated record